Messenger RNA from Neogale vison (American mink), 3014 nucleotides. It is a transcript of the gene STRA6, whose product is annotated as signaling receptor and transporter of retinol STRA6. Gene Ontology annotation, cellular component: plasma membrane. Lineage: Eukaryota; Metazoa; Chordata; Mammalia; Carnivora; Mustelidae. Bases 216 to 2270 code for a protein of 684 amino acids. Gene Ontology annotation, biological process: vitamin A import into cell. Gene Ontology annotation, molecular function: signaling receptor activity; retinol transmembrane transporter activity. The record is from RefSeq and is a predicted model, not a curated record. The transcript has 19 exons.
UCCUAUGGUCGCUCAACUGUGCUACCAGCUCCAAGGGCUCAAACUCCCAAGCCGGCGUCCGGCCUGCUUGGGGGCCCUGCAGACUCUGGGGGGGUGCGGAGACCAGCACCAGCCCUUCUCUGCACUGGAGCCAGACGGGGCAGCCUCUUUUCACAUCUGUAGUGGUUUUUCCCCACUUGUCCAGGGGAGGGGGGGCAGAGAAGAAAGGCCAGAGAAUGUCGUCCCAGGCUGUGGGGAACCAGACCUCCUCUGGGGUCACAGAUGACUACUCCAACUGGUACAUCGACGAGCCGCAGGGGGACCAGGAGCUCCAGCCAGAGGGAGUGGUGCCUGCUUGCCACCCCAGUGUGCUAUUGGGGCUCCUCCACGCCUGCCUGGCUGUGCUGUCGAUCCUUGUGCUGCUGCUGCUGGCUGUGCUCACGAGGGUGCGCCGGCCCCGGCCCUGCUGUGGGCUCGGCAGAUCUGGAAUGUUCCAGUUGGUGCCAAGGCCCGGGCACCCCCACUUGGGUGGCCCAGCUGAUAGGGCCACUCUGGGCCAGUGGGGGUUUGUUAGCCCCGUGGAUUUCCUGGCGGGGGACACAAACUGGACAGUGCCUGCGGCUGUCUUCAUGGUCCUCUUCAGCUCCUUGUGUUUGCUGUUCCCUGCAGAGGACCCACUGCCCUUCCUGACCUUGGCUUCACCCCCCAGCCAAGAUGGAAAAAUGGAGACUCCAAGAGGGCCUUGGAAGACUCUCGCCCUGCUCUAUUACCCUGCCCUCUACUACCCUCUGGCCGCCUGUGCCACAGUCAGGCACGGAGCUGCACACCUGCUCGGCAGCAUGCUGUCCUGGGCUCACUUCGGGGUCCAGAUCUGGCAGAGGGCAGAGUGUCCUCAGACACCCAAGAUCUACAAGUACUACGCCCUGCUGGCUUCCUUGCCUCUGCUUCUGGGCCUCGGAUUCCUGAGCCUUUGGUACCCGGUGCAGCUGGUGAGAAGUUUCUGGAACAUGGCAGGAGCAGGCUCUGAGGGGCUGCCAAGCCGCUACUGUGAGGAAUAUCUGAGGGCCCUCCUUUGCCGGAAGAAGCUGCGAAGCAGCUCCCACACCUCCAAGCAGGGCUUCCGAUCCUGGGCCUGGAUCUGUUACAGAAACUACAUCUAUACUCCACAGCGAGGAUUCCGACUCCCUCUGAAGCUGGUGCUUUCAGCCACCUUGACAGGGACAGCCAUCUACCAGGUGGUCCUGCUGCUGCUGGUGGGCGUGGUACCCACCAUCCAGAAGGUGAGGGCGGGGAUCGACACGGACGUCUCCUACCUACUGGCCGGCUUCGGGCUCGUGCUCUCAGAGGACAGGCAGGAGGUGGUGGGGCUCGUGAAGCAUCACCUGUGGGCUCUGGAAGUUUGCUACAUCUCGGCCUUGGUCCUGUCCUUCUCACUCACCUCCCUCAUGCUGAUCCGCUCGCUGGUGACGCACAGGGCCAACCUUCAAGCUCUGCACCGAGGGGCUGCCCUGGACCUGGGCCCCCUACCCCAGGGUCCCCACCUCUCCCGCCAGGCCAUAUUCUGUUGGAUGAGCUUCAGCGCCUACCAGACUGCGUUUACCUGCCUUGGACUCUUGGUGCAGCAGAUCGUCUUCUUCCUGGGGACCACGACCCUUGCCUUCCUGGUGUUCAUGCCUGUGCUCCAUGGCAAGAACCUCUUGCUCCUCCGAUCCCUGGAGUCCUCGUGGCCCUUCUGGCUGACCUUGGCCCUGGCUGUGGUCCUACAGAAAAUGGCAGCCCACUGGGUCUUCCUGGAGACUCACCAUGGAUAUCCAGAGCUUACUAACCGGAGAGUGCUCUAUGCAGCCACCUUCUUUCUCUUUCUCAUCAACGUGCUGGUGGGCGCCAUGGUGGCUGCCUGGCGUGUGCUUCUCUCUGCAGUCUACAAUGCUGUCCACCUUGGCCAGAUGGAUCUCAGCCUGCUGCCACCUCGGGCAGCCACUCUCGACCCCGGCUAUCACACAUACUGCGGCUUCCUGAAGAUUGAGGCCAGCCAGUCGCACCCGGCUACCACGGCUUUCUGUGCUCUGCUUCUGCAGACCCAGCGGCCUCGGCUUCUCCGGGCCCCCCAGGAUGGCCUCAGACAGGGGCAGGAAGAAGAAGGGAUGCAGCUGCUGCAGACCAAGAACGCCAUGGCCAGGGGAGCAGGGCCCAGGGCCCGCCAAGGCAGAGCCCGCUGGGGGCUGGCCUACACACUUCUGCACAAUCCUGCCCUUCAGGCCUUCCGGAAGAGGGCCCUGUCAGGGGCCUAGGUCAAUGGAGCCCAGCCCUGAGAGUGGGGAAGCCGCUGUGUCCUUGUCAGGGCUGAAGUGCUCCGCCUCCUCCCAGCCCACUCCCUCCCAUCUUCCCCAGCAUCCUGCCAGCCUCCCUGGCCUCUCUCGGUCACUGUGGCUCCCCAUGACAAGUCCCCGGGCUCUUCAUCGGCCACCAGCCCCAGACGCCAGGGGGCGCUGUGGUCGGGUACAGGUCUGUUCCCAGCCGAACUCUGACCUAACCCUCAGGAGGACUCUAGUAGGGCCCCUUGGUCUUGGGAAGCUGGUGAGGGCUCUGGGGGAAGUAAUCUGAGGUUUAGGCCCUUGGUCUAGGGUGUCAUUAGAACUGGAGCGGCCACCUCCAGUCCCUUCUCCAUGCUGGCUCUGCCACCGACCUCUGCUCAUGGAACCGUCUCCUCACUGGGAUGGGUGAAUCAGGCCAGUCCAGCCUCAUGAUCCGGCUCAGCCCCACCUCAGCCUUGGAGUCACCAUCAUGGAACUAGACACAGAGCCUCCUCUCUCCACCGGCUUCCCCCUCUCCUCUGGGGGUGGGGGGGCUCGUGCCUCCUGCCAGGCAGCCCAGGAGGAUGCCAUAGGCUCCUGCCGGGCAGCAACAUCAUAGCUCCAGCCAGACCCCACACGGAGCUGGCCACACUUGAGAGCCUGGUAUUUUUGCUAUUGCUGUGCCUUUAGAUAUUAUGAAAGAGGUUAGUGUGCUCUCUGUAAUAAACUUGUCCCUGAGAA